AGCAGUGGAAUGUGCAGAUGUGGCCGCUGGUCUCCUGCUUGUGCACGUGGCUACUGGAGUUCGUCUUCCAGCUGUUACUAAUUCAUAUCGCCUGUGACUUCGCCUCAGCUCAAGCUAAUCGCAUGGGUCCGAUUCAAGUCGAGUGGCAAGUAAAAUUGAUGAAGAAAAAUGACAAUUUCGUCGAAUUGUCGUUGCAAUUUCUGAACCGAAGGCUACAGUUCUCCGCUGGCGGAUGCUUUUACGUGAAGUUGCCAUUAUUAUGUUCGAUCGCUUCAAUGAUGGCCACGUAUCUGGUUAUACUACUGCAACUUCAAUGAGAGAGCGCGCUGGCAAUAAAAGUGAG
Molecule: messenger RNA, 343 nt
Organism: Temnothorax curvispinosus
Lineage: Eukaryota; Metazoa; Arthropoda; Insecta; Hymenoptera; Formicidae
Product: gustatory receptor 68a-like
Exons: 4
Coding region: 18-317 (99 amino acids)
Biological process (GO): sensory perception of taste
Cellular component (GO): membrane
Source: RefSeq, a predicted model, not a curated record